CUCAGCAGUACAGCUGGUGAGUGGGAGGUGAGCAAUAACAAUACAAAAUGGGGAAGAUUGUAUUCUUUGAGGAUAAGAAUUUCCAAGGUGGUAGUUAUGAAUGCAGCAGUGACAGCCCAGACCUGCACUCCUUCUUCAGCCGCUGUAACUCUAUCAGGGUGGAGAGCGGCUGCUGGGUUCUGUACGAGCGCCCCAGCUAUGCAGGCUACCAGUACAUCCUGACCCCUGGGGAGUACCCUGACCACCAGCAGUGGAUGGGCUUCAACGACAGCAUCAGAUCCUGUCGAUCUAUCAAAAACGUCUAUGGAAAUUCCUACAAGAUCAGAUGCUAUGACAGGCCAGAUUUUGCUGGCCAUAUGGCAGAGUGGAGUGAGGACUGCCCAUUGGUCCACGAAGCAUUCAAGUUCCAUGAGUUCCACUCUGCUGUGGUGAUGGACGGUGCCUGGGCAUUCUACGAGCUGCCCAACUACAGGGGGCGCCAGUACUUCCUGGAGCGCAAAGAGUACCAUAACUUCACGGACUGGGGCGCCACCUCCCCUGUCGUGGGCUCCUUCCGCAGGAUCACAGAGUUCUAGAACCUUACAACCUCUAGAGUUCUAGAGCCCUACGAUGACCCCUUUCCCAGAAACCUCUCUGCAGUGCCUUAUGACACCCACCUCUGUGUGAGAGUGUUGCAGUCUAACAAAUAAAACUCUGUCUGAUUCCCACAUA
This is a messenger RNA of Oncorhynchus nerka (sockeye salmon), 711 nucleotides long. Its product is annotated as gamma-crystallin M2-like. Lineage: Eukaryota; Metazoa; Chordata; Actinopteri; Salmoniformes; Salmonidae. The record is from RefSeq and is a predicted model, not a curated record. Gene Ontology annotation, biological process: lens development in camera-type eye; visual perception. The coding region runs from base 48 to 575 and encodes 175 amino acids. The transcript has 3 exons. Gene Ontology annotation, molecular function: structural constituent of eye lens.